AUGUCUGACCAUCCUGUCGCCAAUGGCGUUAAGACACCAGUCACCCCUCCCAAAAUGAAUGGCUUCGCUUUGACCGAAUACACCGCCGCUCCCACGCCUCCCUCAGAGCGCAACCCGCGUUUCCCUGGAGUGCCCCCAGACUGGGGAAUUCCCGAAUCUUGCCUGCUCCCCAAUGGCUACCCUGAUUAUCUCCGCCUGAUCUUGACAUCCCGCGUUUACGAUGUUCUCGACGAAACCCCCCUCCACCAUGCCGUCAACUUGAGUAACCGACUCGAGAGCCGAGUCCUCCUCAAGCGUGAGGAUUUGCUACCGGUCUUCAGCUUCAAACUUCGUGGCGCUUACAACAAAAUGGCUCACCUGAACGCCGAGCAGCGGUGGAAGGGUGUGAUUGCAUGCUCGGCUGGAAACCAUGCGCAGGGUGUCGCUUACUCUGCCCGCAAGCUUAAGAUUCCCGCGACUAUUGUUAUGCCCUCAGGAACUCCGGCUAUUAAGCACCGCAACGUCGCUCGUCUUGGUGGAAGUGUGGUUCUUCACGGAAAUGACUUCGAUGCGGCCAAGGACGAGGCCCACCGAUUGGAAAAGCAGCACGGCUUGACCAAUAUCCCACCAUUCGACGACCCGUACGUUAUCGCUGGUCAAGGUACGAUUGGAAUGGAGCUGCUGCGCCAGGCGAACUUGGAUAAGCUGGAGGCAGUCUUCUGUGGCGUUGGUGGCGGUGGUCUGAUUGCUGGUAUUGGUGUUUACAUGAAGCGCAUUGCGCCUCAUGUCAAGGUGGUCGGUGUGGAGGCCUACGAUGCCAACGCCAUGGCUCAGUCAUUGGAUGAGGGCACACGAGUUUUCCUGAAGGAGGUUGGCCUCUUUGCUGAUGGUGCCGCGGUCAAGUCCGUUGGUGAGGAAACCUACCGUGUUAGCCGUGAUGUGAUCGAUGAGAUUGUUCAGGUCUCUACCGAUGAGAUCUGUGCUGCCAUCAAGGAUGCGUUCGAGGACACCCGAACAGUCGUCGAACCCGCCGGUGCUCUUUCCCUCGCCGGUCUCAAGAAAUAUGUUGCCAACAACCCUAGCCCCGACACCAACCGUGAGCUGAUUGCUAUCACCUCCGGCGCCAACAUGGACUUCGACCGUCUCCGCUUUGUGGCCGAGCGGGCUGCCCUUGGCGAGAAGAAGGAGGCUCUGCUGAGUGUCAAGAUCCCCGAGACACCCGGUGCCUUUGCCAAGCUCAUUGAGGUGAUCCUGCCUCACUCCGUGACCGCUUUCAGUUACCGGUUUGCACAGGAGCACGUUGCUGAUGUGCUGAUGGGCAUUCAACUAUCUGCUGUGACUGGUCGGGAUGACCUGGCGAAGAUUAUGGAGGAGUUGGAGAGCUCAGGAAUGUCAGUUCAGGACCUCAGCGAUGACGAACUUGUGAAGCGCCACGUUCGCUUCCUUGUUGGAGGUCGCUCCAACGUGGCGGACGAACGUCUAUUCAUGUUCGAGUUCCCGGAGCGACCAGGUGCUCUGGCCAAGUUCCUGACCACUCUCCGUCCCAACCAGAACAUCUCCCUCUUCCACUACCGCAACUACGGUGGUGACGUCGGCAAGGUCCUGUGUGGUAUCCAGUGCCCUACUACAGAGAAGGAUGAGCUCGAGUCGUUCCUUCGCGACCUAGGCUACCCCUUCAGCGAGCACACCGAUUCCCCUACCUACCAGACUUUCCUUCGCUCGUAA
This is a messenger RNA of Penicillium pulvis, 1704 nucleotides long. Its product is annotated as threonine dehydratase, biosynthetic. Gene Ontology annotation, biological process: L-threonine catabolic process. Gene Ontology annotation, molecular function: pyridoxal phosphate binding; threonine deaminase activity. The record is from RefSeq and is a predicted model, not a curated record. Bases 1 to 1704 code for a protein of 567 amino acids. NCBI's taxonomy places the organism in Eukaryota, Fungi, Ascomycota, Eurotiomycetes, Eurotiales, Aspergillaceae. The transcript is spliced from 2 exons.